Messenger RNA from Kalmanozyma brasiliensis GHG001, 1431 nucleotides. RefSeq names its product Phenylalanine-tRNA ligase, beta subunit, ferrodoxin-fold anticodon-binding. Gene Ontology annotation, cellular component: cytoplasm; mitochondrion. NCBI's taxonomy places the organism in Eukaryota, Fungi, Basidiomycota, Ustilaginomycetes, Ustilaginales. The record is from RefSeq and is a predicted model, not a curated record. Gene Ontology annotation, molecular function: phenylalanine-tRNA ligase activity; ATP binding; tRNA binding. Gene Ontology annotation, biological process: phenylalanyl-tRNA aminoacylation. The transcript has a single exon. Bases 1 to 1431 code for a protein of 476 amino acids.
AUGACAAGCUCGAGGUCCACAAUCUACGCAAGGCCUGGCUCUCGAGCCUAUUCGACGUCAGUAGCUGCUCGUCUCAACACCACAGGCGCUGCAAGGUCACCGACGACCAUGAGCAUCCUUGGCAAAGACUACCCCACGGACGACUACACCAACAUUCCAGCUUCCAUCUUAUCACGCCUGUCGCCCACGCCUACGCUUCCAUACACCAAGAAUCAUCCACUAGCGCUUCUGCGAGAUCAACUGGAAGCAUCAGUCGGCCCGCUCUACACGCCGAUCCACGCAACGUCCCCCGUGGUCUCUACCGAACUCAACUUCGAAGACCUGGGCAUUGCGGCCGAUCACCCAGGCAGAAGUCCGACGGACACUUACUAUGUGAACCGCACCACCUGCUUGCGCACCCAUACAUCGGCCCACGAAGUCGAGACAUUCCGCAACAAGCACGAACGAUGGUUGCUCACCGCCGACGUCUACCGUCGUGACGAGAUCGACGCUUCUCACUACCCCAUCUUCCAUCAGGUGGAAGGCGCUGCCAUCUUUGCGCACGAGGACUAUGCACCCGGAGGCAAGGUGGAGCAAGAAUGCGUCGAGAUGGAAGCAAAGCUCGCCAAGGCCAACUUCGAGAUCGAAGAUCAGGUCGGACUAUCGGAAGCGGGAGGGUACCAAAGCCACCACGAUCCUCGUGAAGCUGCGCUGGCAGUUCGGCACUUGAAAGCGACGCUCAACGGUCUCGCCUUGGAGCUGUUUGGCGAACGACACGCUUUUGAGACGGCGCAGAAAGGAGGAUCGGCGACGGAUCCCCUGCGUGUGCGUUGGAUCCCAGCGUUCUUCCCCUUCACAUCUCCCUCGUACGAGGUGGAAGUAUGGUUCCGAGGCAAGUGGCUGGAGAUCUUGGGGUGUGGAGUGGUGCAGCAAAGGACGUUGGACAAAGCGGGUGUACCAGAUCGCCUCGGAUGGGCUUUUGGAAUCGGCCUUGAGCGCAUUGCCAUGGUGCUCUACUCGAUUCCUGACAUUCGCCUCUUCUGGACACAAGAUUCCCGAUUCUUGGGCCAAUUCGCCAGCGCCAGCAGCAACAAAGUCUCGUCCGCCGGCGGCCAAUCCAAGACCGCGUCCACCUGCAAGCCAAAGCUCUUGACCUUCAAGCCGUAUUCCAAGUAUCCUCCAUGCUACAAGGACGUCUCCUUCUGGCUACCUCAGGAGCGCAAAUUCCACGAAAACGACCUCUUCGAGAUCGUCCGAGAUCGAGUUGGCGACCUGGUCGAGGACGUGGUCAAGAUCGACGACUUUGUGCACCCCAAGACCAAGAAGCAGAGCAUGUGCUAUCGCAUCAACUAUCGGUCAAUGGAUCGCUCGCUCGAGAACGACGAGGUCAACGAGCUGCAUUCGGAUGUCUUGGCCAGGUUGGUGGAUCAGCUCUCGAUCGAGAUCCGAUAA